UUCAGUAGAAACAUGCGAGCGGGAACGAGUGAUGAUAAUAUGAUGCUGCAAGUCAGUGAUGUAUUUUGUAAGAGGUUACCGAAAGUGGAGCUACAUGCCCAUCUUAACGGAUCACUUAGUACUAAAACUCUGAGAGAACUCGCCAACUUACAGAAAUCACUUUCAGGCAGUGAUGAUGCUGUUUGGAACAUACAGGAAGCCAUCAUAGAGCAUGGGCAGAAACGAACACUGGAAGAAUGUUUUCAACUGUUUGGUAUUGCACACUCACUGACAACUACACCUGCUGCUGUCUACAAGGCAACACAAGAUGUCAUCAAGGAAUUUGCAGAUGAUGGUGUUCUCUAUCUUGAACUUCGAAGUACGCCACGCAGUGUACCAGGAGUUAUGUCUAAGGCUCAGUACAUACAAGCAAUGGUGGAUGCUAUUCAAAAUUCCACUGAUGGUCAAAUCCUUGUAAAAUUGAUGGUGUCAUUAGACCGCCAGCAAGGACAAGAAUCUGCAAGUGAAACACUUGAUGCUGUUCUAACUGCACAUUCCCAGAAUCCUAAACUUAUUGUAGGACUAGAUCUGAGUGGAGAUCCAAUGAAAGGGUCACUGACAGAUUAUCUGCCAAGCUUGGCUCAUGCUAGGAAUGCUGGACUCAAGAUUUCCAUUCACUGUGCAGAGAUACCGAAUCCAGAUGAGGUGGAAAAGAUUUUGGACUUCCACCCUGAUCGUUUAGGUCACUGUACCUGCAUUCAUCCACUGUAUGGCGGAUCUCAGGAAUUAUGGAUUAAACUCUUGAACUCUCACAUUCCUGUUGAACUCUGCCUAACUUCUAAUGUUAAGUGUGGAACAGCAGAAAGCUACAAGAAACAUCAUUUUAUUCAUCUGUUCAGUGUUAAACAUCCUGUUGUUUUAGCAACAGAUGACAAAGGAGUUUUUUCUACCUCCCUCUCUGAGGAAUAUAUGCUGACUGCAGACAGCCAUGGCUUGUCAAGAGAACAACUGUGGCAGAUGGCCCUGUCUAGUAUAGAUUACACAUUUGCUUCUGAAGAAGAAAAGAAUCAGUUGAAAGAUAUGUUUCUGCAAAUUAAACAGCUAUCUGAUGUUCAAUAAAGCUUGUACACAC
Messenger RNA from Cryptotermes secundus, 1111 nucleotides. RefSeq names its product adenosine deaminase-like protein (gene Ada). The record is from RefSeq and is a predicted model, not a curated record. Lineage: Eukaryota; Metazoa; Arthropoda; Insecta; Blattodea; Kalotermitidae. The coding region runs from base 13 to 1098 and encodes 361 amino acids. Gene Ontology annotation, biological process: inosine biosynthetic process; adenosine catabolic process. Gene Ontology annotation, molecular function: adenosine deaminase activity. The transcript has 7 exons.